UCCCUUCUCCGUCUUCUUCCUUUUAAGGACUCCCCAUCUUCUCUCUUCUUUGCAUGGCCAUGCCCGUCACUUCUCUGUUUAUUUUAUCUCUUCUUCUCAUAUCGUGUUCAUUAUUCUCACAACAUUGAUUCUGGAGUAGGAAUUAACUUCAUAUCCUUAAGACGAUAGAUUUCAAUAUUCCACAUUUUAAGAAAUUAACAGAUUAAUUUAUUCAAACAUCUGGAGGUCACAUGGAAACUGGAGGAUCAUUGGUACAGGCAAUAAGAAAGCCCACGCUUACGCCUAAAGCUAUUAUACACCAGAAGUUUGGAAGCAAAGCUUCUUAUACGGUAGAGGAAGUAGAGGAACCUACUCAAAAUGGAUGCCCAGGAUUGGCUAUCCUUCAGAAGGGGCCCUGCCUUUAUCGCUGUAGCUUGGAGCUUCCAGAUUUUACUGUUGUGUCUGGGUCCUUUAAGAAGAAGAAAGAUGCUGAGCAGUCUGCUGCUCAGAUUGCAUUGGAAAAGCUUGGCAUCAAUCUUUCUUCUGAUAAUCCCACAGCAGAGGAAGCAUGGAGAGAGUUGAUAGCUCGUGUUAAAUAUAUAUUCUCGAAUGAGUUCCUUUCAGCUCUUCAUCCUUUGAGCAGUCACUUCAAAGCAGCUUUACGCAGAGUUGGUGAUCUUAAUGCUUCAGUUCCUGCUUCUGUUAUUGCUAUAUGUGACGGAAAACUUAAUAAUCUGUGCAAAAUAAUUAAUCCUACUGUGGAGUCUCAUCCUCUCUUGGUCUUAUCAUAUAUUAUGAGAGCUGCUGCAGGAUUACCUGAGUUGGUUGUUAGUGCUGAGGGACAGCUUUCGAUUUGGAGGAAAGAUCCUUAUCCACCUAAUGUCAUAGAAUCAUCAAUAUCUCAACAGUCUGAUGUUGCUGAAAGCAUUACAACUACGGCCAUAUACAUACCAUGUUCACCUGAAAAGGCUGUUGAACCGGUGAUUCUUAAUAUAUCAUCAACAGGUUAUUACCUUGAUGUUAUUGGACAAAUACUCGGAUUAUCAGAUGCCAACAUGGUUUUGAUCUCGAGGACUAUUGGUAAAGCUUCAUCUGAAACAAGAUUUUACUUUGCUGCUCCCAAGUCAUAUCCUCUAGAUAUGUCAUCUGAUCUUUUAAAUGCUAAAGUUGUUCCGUUUGGAGGACCUUUGAAUGCAAAGGCCAGCUCUCUUUGUGGUCAAGAUAUAUAUGGGGAUUCAAUUUUGGCAUCCAUUGGUUACACUUGGAAAGGCCAAGAUAUUUUCCAUGAAGAUGUCACCUUGCAAUCUUAUUACAGGAUGCUUAUAAGUAAAAUACCAAGUGGAGUUUACAAGUUGUCCAGAGAGGCAAUACUUGCAGCUGAGUUGCCCCUGACGUUUACUACAAAGACAAACUGGAAGGGUUCCUUCCCGAGAGAAAUUCUCAGUUCAUUCUGUCGCCAGUACCGGCUAUUAGAACCUGUCUUUUGUGUCUCAAGUAUUCCUUUAAAAGCAUCAUCGGAGUUGUCAAGAUCAAACAAUAAACCUGAGGUUUCAGAAUCAGCUGAGCAAGAGAGGGAGUAUGCCAAUGAAAAUGAAUCUGUUGAUGUUGACCCAAAAUUGGCGGUAUUGGGAAGCAGUUUUACUUGUGAAGUAAAAAUAUACUCAAAGUGUCAAGAUUUGAUUUUGGAGUGUGCACCCAAUGUUUUGUAUAAGAAGCAAAAUGAUGCUGUCCAGAGUGCUUCCUUAAAAGUUUUAUCAUGGUUGAAUGCAUAUUUAAAGGACACAUAUAUGUCUUUGGAGAAAGAAAAACAAUUAGCCAAUGUCUUUGAUAUUAAGUUUUAUCGACAAAUCUUUUUCAAGGAAGUUGUAAAAUGCCUAUCUGUUUGUAACUGUCAGCAUAAUGAAACUUUGGGAGGGAAAGAACCUGAAUUGAAUGGUGUGGUGGAAAAUGAUGCGAGUUAUAUAAAUAUAGAAGGUACAGAUUCUGGUCUGUGUCCAUCUAAUGGAUCCCUUUUGUGCGUAUGUUAUUCUGUAUCUUUAGUGACAAAAGGUGAACUUCAGAAGGAGCUUCUUGAAAGUAUCGAGGAGUUUGAGUUUGAGAUGGGGACUGGAGCAGUAAUUCCCUGUCUUGAAGCUGUUGUCUCCCAGAUGUCUGUCGGCCAGUCUGCUUGUUUCUAUACAGAGUUGCCUCCUGAAGAUUUGGUUUUGGCUGCAGCUAAGGAUUUGGCAAAUGCUCUUGCAUUCUUAACUUCACCUUGCUGCUUGGAGUACUCGAUCAUCUUGUUACAGGUGACAGAACCCCCGGAAGACAGAAUGGAGCAGGCACUUUUCAACCCACCACUUUCCAAGCAACGUGUCGAAUAUGCAGUGCAACACAUUAAAGAAUUUUGUGCUACUUCUUUGGUUGAUUUUGGAUGUGGCUCUGGUAGUUUACUGGAGUCUUUAUUGGAGUAUCCAACUUCUUUGGAAACAAUUGCCGGAGUUGAUAUUUCACAAAAGAGCCUCAGUCGUGCAGCAAAGGUUCUUCAUUCAAAACUAGUCAUGAAGUCAGAUUUUGAUGCACCAUGUAGGAGUAUAAAAUCUGCCAUUCUUUUUGAUGGGUCUAUCACAGAUUUUGAUUCUCGGUUGUGUGGAUUCGAUCUUGCCACAUGCUUAGAGGUGAUUGAACAUAUGGAGGAGGAGCAGGCCAGUCUGUUUGGUGAUAUUGUGCUCAGUUCUUUUCGUCCAAGGAUUCUUAUUGUUUCAACUCCCAACUAUGAGUACAAUGUUGUACUCCAGAAAUCCAAUCUAACAAGCCAUGAAGAUGAUCCGGAGGAGAAGAUUCAGUCACAAUCAUGUAAAUUUCGCAACCAUGACCACAAGUUUGAGUGGACAAGAGAGCAGUUUCAACACUGGGCAUCUGAAUUAGCUGUUAGACACAAGUAUAGGGUUGAAUUCAGUGGGGUUGGUGGUGCUGUUGAUCUGGAACCGGGAUUUGCUUCACAGAUUGCCGUCUUUAGAAGGGUGUUUCUACCCGAGGAUGACGACAGUCUGAAGGAUGAAAAUUCGGUAUGCCAAUACAAAGUUAUAUGGGAGUGGAAUAGAAGUAGGCCCCCUCUGACAAAUUAAUAGAUAAAUAUUUUGAAUUUAGUUUAGCAGUAGAGGGUUAGAACUACAAAUUUUGACCAUGGUAAAGUAGUCGUCAAAUAUAUACAUAUUGUACAUGAGCAGAAAGUCUGCAAAGCUUUUGAAUUUAUUUUUUCACAUUCCGCUAUAAGAUGUUUCUGCUAUUGAAUGUGAUUUAUCCUUUUUCUUUUAUAAAUGAAGUGAAUAUGCCCUGGCUCGUUUUCCUUA
Gossypium raimondii (Peruvian cotton) is the source of this 3311-nucleotide messenger RNA. Its product is annotated as small RNA 2'-O-methyltransferase. Gene Ontology annotation, molecular function: O-methyltransferase activity; peptidyl-prolyl cis-trans isomerase activity; RNA methyltransferase activity. The transcript has 10 exons. Bases 231 to 3086 code for a protein of 951 amino acids. NCBI's taxonomy places the organism in Eukaryota, Viridiplantae, Streptophyta, Magnoliopsida, Malvales, Malvaceae. The record is from RefSeq and is a predicted model, not a curated record. Gene Ontology annotation, cellular component: cytoplasm; nucleus. Gene Ontology annotation, biological process: piRNA processing; RNA methylation; siRNA processing.